GUGUGUCUUAAACCAGUCACAGUGAGUCCAGGUUUGAUUCGACGCUGAGGGACGAUGGCUCCGACAUCUGUGUUCUCUCUGAUGUCACUGCUGAGCUGCACGACCACAGCGUCUCUGAAGGUGAGUCCAAACUGGUCCCAGUUCUUUAAAGGACAGUCAGUGUCUCUGAGCUGUGAGGACGAAGGACCUGGAUGGACUCUGAGGAGGAACACCAGCACAGAGACCAGGACUCAGUGUGGAACAGAAUGGGGCAGAGGGAAUGGGUCCUCAUGUAGGAUCCGUACGCUCUUCUCCUGGGACAGUGGUGUGUACUGGUGUGAGUCCUCAGAGGGACAGACCAGGACCAGCAUCAGCCUCAGUGUGACAGGUGGACCGCUGGUCCUGCACAGUCCUGUCCUCCCUGUGAUGGAGGGACAGGAAGUGUCUCUGCACUGUCAGACACACCCUCCCUCCAACCGCUCAGCUGACUUCUAUAAAGAUGGAGUCUUCGUCGGCGUUGGGCCCGCGGGUCACAUGACCAUCCCCCAGGUGUCACUGGCUCAUCAAGGCGUCUACAGGUGUGACAUCACAGGAGUUGGACAGUCUCCGCCCAGCUGGAUGUCCGUCUCAGGAAAACCCACCGCCACGCCUCCUCCUGCUCUAGCUCCUCCCACCCCCUCAGCCCCGCCCCCUGCCUCAGCGUCCCUCCAUGUUGUGUUCAGACCGCUCUGCUUCCUGGUGGUGUCGUCUCCAUACUUUGUCUCCACUCUGCUCAUGGUAUCUUUGUAUCGACAGAGACGCGCAGGAACAAAGAAAACAGCCCCGCCCACCCAGGCUGAGACGAGAUUGGAUGACGACUACGAUGACGUCAUCGGCGGCGUGACCACAGAGCAUCAGUUCUGAUGGAAGGCGUUUGCGCUUUGACCCGGUCUGCUGGUUCUUGUCCACAGUCAGACAGCGUCCUCUACCCGUGGACGCCCACUUUGGAACACGACCAAUCAGACGAGUUCAUUCAGGUUCCACACAUGAUGUCAGAGUUUGAGUCAGAAAAGCAUCAUCCACUCAUGAAAGACCUGUGUGUGUCUGAGCCUUUAAGCCCUGACACCUGCUGAGUGGAGGACUGAUGUCAACAUUCACAUCAAUUCAACGUCUGUUCAGUAGUUCAGCUUCCAACCAUGUUGGUACAAUAGAACUGGUUCUUUCCAUACACAUCUGAGCAUGCUCAGUUCAAGCCCCGCCCCCUGUGGAAUGAGGGUAAAACACAGAGCAGUGAGUGAAACUGACUCACUGUAAAAAUACUUUUGGUUUUUUGUUUUUUUACUGUUUUUACUGAGUUUCAUCUGUGGAACAGUCUUAUGGAGUUAAACAUAUGCCAAAAAGCAGCUGAUUCAGAUUUAGAAACAAAGAACCAAAACUAAAACUACUGGGACAUAAUUCAAAUGCUGGUUAAUUAUUCCCUUCUGUUUUUAAACACAAUUUUAGUUGAUUUUUU
Messenger RNA from Sphaeramia orbicularis (orbiculate cardinalfish), 1471 nucleotides. RefSeq names its product high affinity immunoglobulin gamma Fc receptor I-like. Gene Ontology annotation, molecular function: transmembrane signaling receptor activity. Lineage: Eukaryota; Metazoa; Chordata; Actinopteri; Kurtiformes; Apogonidae. Gene Ontology annotation, biological process: immune response; cell surface receptor signaling pathway. Bases 55 to 882 code for a protein of 275 amino acids. The transcript has 5 exons. The record is from RefSeq and is a predicted model, not a curated record. Gene Ontology annotation, cellular component: external side of plasma membrane.